Molecule: messenger RNA, 1759 nt
Organism: Perca flavescens (yellow perch)
Lineage: Eukaryota; Metazoa; Chordata; Actinopteri; Perciformes; Percidae
Gene: gng2
Product: guanine nucleotide binding protein (G protein), gamma 2
Exons: 6
Coding region: 623-838 (71 amino acids)
Biological process (GO): G protein-coupled receptor signaling pathway
Cellular component (GO): heterotrimeric G-protein complex
Molecular function (GO): G-protein beta-subunit binding
Source: RefSeq, a predicted model, not a curated record
UUACAUUAGCGCACAUCCUGGAUCUGAUCCAAUAUUUGUGCACACCCUCCACUUAACCGUACAGCCUUCCUUCUUUCCCUUUCUAAAACUAAAACAGUUAUUGUACAUCCUGUGUUUGUUGUCUUUUUACACACUUUUUAUUGAUAAAUAGGCUAUGUAUUCUGUAUGUUCUUGACUGUAGCAGCCUUUUUAUGUAUGUACCAAACCACACCAAAGCAAAUGGAAAACUUAGCUAGCUACUUUGGUAAGGUAGCUAAUAAUUCUGAUUCUGUUGGCGACUCCCUGCGAAUCAAACCUUCAGCUAGCUACUUAUGUCUGGAAGAAAAUGGUUCUUUCUGCCUUUGAACUUCCCACUGCAUUAUUGAGUUACUCUAUCUGCUGAGGAAGGCCAUUUGAUGUGGCUGAAAGCAUUGCAAACCCCAAAAAUAGGGGAGGACGCGUGGAUACUACUCCACAGGACUGAAUGUGUUUGGUGUCACGGAGAGACCGUACAUACAUCAAAAAAGAGAAAGAGUUGGGCGGAUAAAAAGUGCUGACUGAACUGCAGGCAGACUCCAGGGCUGAGUGUGGAGGAGUAAGCAGACAAGGCAGAGAACACGAGAAGACCUGACUGACAGCACCCAUGGCGAGCAAUAACACGGCCAGCAUCGCACAAGCCAGGAAGCUGGUGGAGCAGCUGAAGAUGGAGGCCAACAUUGACAGGAUAAAGGUGUCAAAAGCAGCGGCAGACUUAAUGUCAUACUGCGAAGCCCAUGCCAAAGAGGACCCUCUGUUAUCGCCAGUGCCAGCGUCAGAGAACCCAUUCAGGGAGAAGAAGUUCUUCUGUGCCAUCCUGUAAACUCGGCAUGGCCCUUCAGCAGUCUGCUCAGUGUGGGACUUUGAACGUGGACGUUCAAAAUACGUAAAAUCUUCUAGUAGGAGGGCAGGAAGGUUAUUGCCCCCUUGUUCUCGAACGGCACCUAUAGAGUGCAAAAAUUAAAUCCCACAGAGUUUACAUGUUACCAUUAAAGGGGUUGUGAUUGUGAUUUUUUGAGCGGUGUUGCAGCAUGUUGAAGGGGUCUGUGCUUUUAGAGGACACAAAAGGGAUGAUGGUGGUGGUGAUGAUGAUGAUGAUGAUGAGUGUGAUGAUAACCCUGUGAGGUACAACCAGUGAACCUACCAAGUCUUCAGGUUGUGAGGUGUACAAAACAAAAACAAAAAAAUAGAUAAAAUGAGAAUAAAAAUAUUUUGUGGUUCUUUUUGGGACUUCCAGAUGUUCUGUUAAAAGGUUUGUUGGUGGGUAGAGCAAAAUACGCCUACCACUAAGCCGCCACCUGAUUAUUAUUGGAAUGGUUUUUUUUGUUGUUGUUUAUGUUUAUUUCAACUUUACCUAACUAUCACCUAGAUAUCUUUCAAUAACUGUACGUGGUUACUAAAACAGCUCUUUUUUUUGUUUUUACACCAACAGAUUAGUGAAAGCUUUUUAUUGGGAUGUUUGAAACAUUCAGCUCUGUAAUUCCUCUUUAGAAAUACCUGUCUGAAAAAUCAGUCUCUCUGUACCAUAACUAUCUGGCAAAUGUGAUGCAGUUUGUCUCCUUCAGAUACAAAACCCUUCUUUCUACUGUUUGUAUAAAAUGACUAGCAAGUAAACUGUGCUGUGCUGUGAGUUCUGAAUGUUUGUGUUUGUAUCAUUAAGUAUUGCAUGAACUGGACAGUCUUCUCUAUUUCCUUUCAUGUGGAGUGAAUAGUGCCAAAACAUAUUAAAACAAGAAUGAUUUAA